GUGCGCGCUAGGGAGCGAGUUCGGCGGGCGCUCUGGAAGGUGCCGGGCAGUGGCCGCGGUCGUUUUUAUACCUUCCCGCGCGGGCGCUGCCAACGGAAGGCGGGGGGGGGCAGCGCGCGGUCAGGCCGGCGGAGGCACUGGUGGGAGCCCGCGCUGCGCUUCGUGGACGCCGCGCAGACCCUGCCGUCCGUGUAGAGAACCCUGCGGGUGUGGGGAGCCUCGCUCGCCCUCCCAGGGGCGCCCGGGCCCUGCCCCCGCCGCCCUCGCGGACGAAUUUGUGCUGGCUCCGCGGCCAUGAAGGUGAAGAUUAAGUGCUGGAACGGCGUGGCCACUUGGCUCUGGGUGGCCAACGACGAGAACUGUGGCAUCUGCCGGAUGGCCUUUAAUGGCUGCUGCCCGGACUGGCCAAGGGCAGUCCCAAGAGGAAAACAGGACAUUGGAGUACUAAAGAGUCCCUGUCCCAUGAAUGACCAGGCCUUUUGUGUGGGGUCAGGCAAGGUGCCGGGCGACGACUGCCCCUUGGUGUGGGGCCAGUGCUCACACUGUUUCCACAUGCACUGCAUCCUCAAGUGGCUGAACGCGCAGCAGGUGCAGCAGCACUGCCCCAUGUGCCGCCAGGAGUGGAAGUUCAAGGAGUGACCCCCCUGUCCCUGCCCGGGGCUGGCCGGCUGCGCGCUUCUCUGGCAACAGCCCCCUCCGGGCCGCGACACGCCCGACCCGACUCAACUGGAGCCGCGUUUGUUUUCCUUCAAAUGGUGACACUUUUAUCCAAUAAGCAAAACUCAUUAAAUUACCUGAACCUUG
Molecule: messenger RNA, 804 nt
Organism: Lutra lutra (Eurasian river otter)
Lineage: Eukaryota; Metazoa; Chordata; Mammalia; Carnivora; Mustelidae
Gene: ANAPC11
Product: anaphase promoting complex subunit 11
Exons: 5
Coding region: 295-639 (114 amino acids)
Biological process (GO): anaphase-promoting complex-dependent catabolic process; positive regulation of mitotic metaphase/anaphase transition; protein ubiquitination
Cellular component (GO): anaphase-promoting complex; nucleus
Molecular function (GO): cullin family protein binding; zinc ion binding; ubiquitin protein ligase activity
Source: RefSeq, a predicted model, not a curated record